Messenger RNA from Amaranthus tricolor (Joseph's coat), 914 nucleotides. Its product is annotated as heavy metal-associated isoprenylated plant protein 23. The record is from RefSeq and is a predicted model, not a curated record. Gene Ontology annotation, molecular function: metal ion binding. NCBI's taxonomy places the organism in Eukaryota, Viridiplantae, Streptophyta, Magnoliopsida, Caryophyllales, Amaranthaceae. Bases 213 to 680 code for a protein of 155 amino acids. The transcript has 2 exons.
AUCAAGUUUGUUAGACAGAAGUUUCCUUCAAAGUCUGAGCCUUGUCAUUUCAGGUAUAAAAACUCACCUGCCACCCUCUAUUUAUAUAUCAUCAUUAGCAUCCUAACAUCAACAACAUAAACUUGUGACUUGGGAGAAAAUACAUCACUUAUACAUAGCAGAUUAAAUCACAUUAUACAUACAUAUUGUUAUUACCCAAAAAAUUUAGAAAUAUGGGAGUUGGAGGUACAUUGGAGUAUUUAUCUGAAAUAAUGGGAGGAGGACAUGGGCAUAAGAAGAAGAGGAAGCAAUUUCAAACUGUUGAGCUUAAAGUCAGAAUGGACUGUGAUGGAUGUGAGCUCAAGGUUAAGAAAGCUUUAUCUUCACUUUCUGGGGUUAAGUCGGUGGAGAUAAACAGGAAGCAGCAGAAGGUAACAGUUACAGGGUAUGUAGAGGCACAUAAGGUGCUGAAGAAGGCUAAAUCAACAGGAAAGAAGGCAGAAAUAUGGCCUUAUGUGCCUUACAAUUUGGUAGCUCAGCCUUAUGCUACAGCUGCUUAUGACAAGAAAGCUCCUCCUGGUCAUGUAAGGAAGGUGGAAUUCGUUGAAAACCCAAAAACUGCUACUGUUACUCGAUUCGAUCAAGACCCUUUUGUUUCAAUGUUUAGUGAUGAUAACCCUAAUGCUUGUUCUAUCAUGUAAAUUUCUAUUUUUAUUUUCCCCUUUUUUUCUUUCAACUUUAUUUAGUUUAUCUUGUUUCCUUAGUUUGUUAUAGAAUUUUGGCUAUGUAUAGUAAAUUUUGUUGACUAAUUUUGAUCACAAAUAUAUACACUUAUAUUUUCACAGAGGCAAUGUAAUCUUAUCAUAUAGCUUCCUUCAGAGUGACAAUCAAAUUUAAAUUUACUUCAGACUUUAUUCUUUUAUUGAUCAAUUUAA